Molecule: messenger RNA, 1531 nt
Organism: Phragmites australis (common reed)
Lineage: Eukaryota; Viridiplantae; Streptophyta; Magnoliopsida; Poales; Poaceae
Exons: 3
Coding region: 421-888 (155 amino acids)
Source: RefSeq, a predicted model, not a curated record
UCAUCACGUUCCCAUUUCCGAACAUGCACAUAUAAGCAAUUCUUUUUCUUCUUCUUGCCUGUAGGUUCUCGCUCCGGAGCGAGAGCAACAAACAGCAAUAGACUGAAUUGGGUUCGGAUAAUUAGUCCAGGAAGAGUUGGGCACAGCACUCAGAUUCUGAGUUUCUUUUCCCCUCUGAAAGUCAGAAGAGAAUUCAGGCACAAACUUUUUGGCUUGUGUGACACCCGUUCAAUUCACGUGGCCAGCCCAGUCAGUGGUUCCGGCCCAAUUUCCGAUCGCAGCGUAGCCCAGCCCGCUCCUCCCCCUCGCUCUCGCUGACACCUAGGGCCCGCGCGACAGCGCUUUCGUCUCCGCGCCCGCUCCAGCGCCCGCACGCCUGCUCCCGCAACCAUCACCCACCUCGCCUCCAAAUUCGCCGGCAUGCCCCGCCCCACGUGCCCACGCCCACGCAAUGGCAGCCUCCCCUCGCCUAUUCAACGGCCCUGCAGCGCACCGCCACCCCGUCUGCCUCAAUUCGCCGAAAACCUGAGCUCCAUUGCCGCCGUCGCCGAGCUCGCCGAGCAAAUCCACCGCUCCCGAGCCUUCCCCUCCGCGUCGGAGCCCACCGCCGGUUUCGCCGAAGCUCGUGGAGCUCAUUUCUCCACUCGCCGAAGCCUCCUCGCCGCCGGAACCGAACUUUCAUCGAACGCCGGGAACUCAUCCGAUCGUCGAUUUCAACUCUCCGUCGCCGCAUCCGCGAAUUCAACGAGCCCGAUCUCCACCAUCGCUGACCACCGUCAGGAUCUCCUCGGCCGUCGAUUAGCUCUCGGAGACGAGCAGUGUGUCAGCCUUCAAGAUCAAGCAUUUGAAGACUUCGAGCAACCUGCAUUUGAAGGCAAGUGUUCUUGACCACUUUGAUACCAUUGUAGAACAUUGUAGAUUUUACUUUCCUUAGAUGCAUGCUUGUUUAAUAUGGAAUCCCAUGAGUAGGGUUUUACUAGAAUUUGUGUGAUAAUUCCUUGUAGCCUCUGUUGGGUCAUGGGAUAUAAAAUGGGUAGCUAUGCUAGUGCAGUCAGGUUGGGAGUAAAUAUUAAUCUUGACUAAUGUUUAUGUAACAAAAGUUGAGGUAUGGUAAUCUUGUAGUAACUUGGAAUAGGGAUCCUAACUGGAUGGCUAGUAUGAGGUGGAGCUAUACAGCAGGGAUUGUGUAUGUUCCUGUGUGGAAUCCUAAGGACCGGUUUGUGAAGCCUGUUACCCGGCAUAACAGCACAACCAUGAGAUCUAUAUGGGUACGGCCUGGCCAAGUAAUUAGUGCCCUUCAUAUUCUGUACGCAUCAAUGGUCGGUUAAGUGGCACAAGAGGGGGCCUCUGCAGUGGAUGGAAUCCCUGUUAGUGGUGAAAACUUAGUGUCUGCUUAUAGAUUUGGAGGCGCUUUGUAACGGCCUUGUAAUGAGACCCCGGCUUUACACCCCGGAAGUGUAAAGCAAAACGGGAAUCACGACUCGUGGGUAAAAUGUGCAAACUCUGCAGAGUGAUAAAACUGAUCGAUCAA